AUGGAAAAUUUUGAAUCGAAGCUGCUUUCAGCAGACUUUGAUGAAAUCCAAUUUUUAAAUGAACUUUUUCCGACCGAAGAUUCUAUCAACACUCUUCCUAACAUCUUAUCUAUUGUCGAAAACGAAAUCAAACAUUUCGAUUCAGAAAUGAAAGAAGCAGUUCGAACAUAUUCCACAUUAUCGAGCAAAUCACAAAAGAUUAUCCAAGAAACAUCAUCUACAAUCCAAGAAAUCGACGACAAAGUUGACAGUUUACAAAGUCGAGCCACAAACACACAACUUACAGUUUCAUCUAUGUGUCAAUCUAUCAAAGCGUACGACAACGCUAAAACGCAUUUAACCGAAUCCAUUACAUGUCUUAAACGUUUACAGAUGACAACCUUUGCAGUUAGUGACUUAGAAGAAAUGUAUAAGCAAUGCAACUACUCCGAAAGUGCGGAUCGAAUUCUUGCACUUACUACAUUAUUAGAGUAUUUCCAAGAUUUUGAAUCAAAUCAAGAACUUGAUAACGUUCGUCAACGAUUUGAAGUGAUCAAACGCGAGAUCAAAAGCAAAAUCACAUACGACCUUGACCAAAAACUAUUUUCUACUAUUGUUGACUCCUCAGUUUCCCCCGCAUUCAAAGUUAUCGAAUCAUUAGGUGAUCGAAUCAUGCAGGACACAAUUGAUUGGUUCUGCAGUAAGUACUUAGAGCCAUACGUUCAACAAUACCAGAAGACACCCCUUCAAAACACGAAAGAUCGAUAUCUAUGGCUUAAAAACUCAUUAGAUGAAUACAAAGAUAAGUACUCACAAGUUAUUCCACAGAACUGGCGAAUGCCAUACAACAUUACACUUAACUUUUGCAUCGAAACACGAAAACAUCUUCGAGAAAUCAUCGAGAAAGGCAAACCAACACUUGAAAACUUCACCAUUGGCUUCGAGAGCACAGCGAUGUUCGAACAAGCUCUUUCACAAGAGUUUGGUUCUAACAUCAUCAACGAGAAAGGUAAUCAAGAGUGGAAGAACGACGACAAAUUUGUUGGUCUUAUUGGCUCCGCAUUCACUAAACACACUCAGCUUUAUUUAGCUGGCAUCAACCAGAAACUUAAGUUACAAGUUCAAGAUUUACAUCAGAAGUCUAGUAAAAUCAUCGACAGCACAGACAAGACACUUAAAUCAUCAAACGAACUUGUCGAAAUCAUGAACAACAUCAUCAAGCGCUGUGCUGGUUUCAACGACAACAACGUUCUUUAUGAUUUAUUCUUCCAUCUUAAAAACACUAUUUCUGAGUACACGGACCUUAUUUUCAACGACCGUCCGACAAAUCUCACAUCAGAUAAGAGUGUUCCUCUUUAUUGCGCAACUAUCAACACAUUUCAGUUCUUUAAAUCUAUCAUCAACGGUCUUUCUAACCGUAUUCGUAGUUUUGUUAAUGAAGACCAGAAAUCAGGUGUCCGUGUUGACGACAUCGACGACAAACUUGGCGACAACCUUGCACGUCUUGUCCGUGAACUUUCCGGAAUGAUUUGUAAUGAGAAGUGUCAAAGUGGAUUUUCUAGUUUACAAUCAGGCAACUGGAUGACAUGUCCUGAUAAUCAGUGUGUUUUUGGUCAGAACAUCUGCAAAGGAUUAGAACAGAUUAUACCAGUAUUGAAGAAAUGGAUGAGAGAUGAAUCAUUUAAUUAUUUCAGAUCUCAGUUCAUUGUUUAUUUCGUAAACAAAAUAAUUGAGAAAAGUUUCAUGCACCCACACGUUGGAAUGGCUCGUGAGAGAUUGGCAAUGGCUACUGAUGAUAUAGAGAAGAAACUAAUAGAACAGUUCGGAGCAGCACCAGAAUCAAUACAAGAGAAAUUUAUUAAAGAAACAGUUCAAAGAAUAAGACAUGGAAUUAGAGUAUUAUUAGUUCGCCCUGAAGACAUGCCUACAAUGUAUGUUGAAAUAACAAAUAAACCUUCUGCAAGUGACUUCAAGACAUUCUUGGGUGCUAAAGGAUUGAGUACUGCACAGAUUAACCAAUUGAUGCAGACUUAUAGUGAUGAAGUGAAGAAGAAACAAUCUGGGAAAUAA
Molecule: messenger RNA, 2049 nt
Organism: Trichomonas vaginalis G3
Lineage: Eukaryota; Parabasalia; Trichomonadida; Trichomonadidae
Product: retrograde transport, endosome to Golgi
Exons: 1
Coding region: 1-2049 (682 amino acids)
Biological process (GO): retrograde transport, endosome to Golgi
Cellular component (GO): GARP complex
Source: RefSeq, a predicted model, not a curated record